Messenger RNA from Manihot esculenta (cassava), 1648 nucleotides. RefSeq names its product gallate 1-beta-glucosyltransferase 84A24. Bases 8 to 1510 code for a protein of 500 amino acids. The transcript has a single exon. Lineage: Eukaryota; Viridiplantae; Streptophyta; Magnoliopsida; Malpighiales; Euphorbiaceae. The record is from RefSeq and is a predicted model, not a curated record. Gene Ontology annotation, molecular function: UDP-glycosyltransferase activity.
UCCACUCAUGCUUUUUCUUUCUCCUCCAACUCAAAGAGGAGAAAAUAUGGUAUCUUACUCUCUUGUUCAUGUCCUCCUUGUUUCUUUCCCAGGCCAAGGCCAUGUAAACCCUUUGCUUAGACUUGGCAAGCGUCUUGCAUCUAAGGGCAUGCUCGUCACCUUCUCUGCACCUGAAGUCAUCGGAAAACGAAUGAGAAAGGCCAACAACAUCACCGAUCAGCCUGUACCUGUUGGUGAUGGGUUUAUCAGGUUUGAAUUCUUUGAAGAUGGUUGGGAUGAAGAUGAUCCUCGACGCCAAUAUCUUGAUCAAUUCUUAUCUCAACUUGAGCUUGUUGGGAAACAAGUGAUUUCUCAGAUGAUCAAGAAAUAUUCCGAGCAAGGUCACCCAGUUUCAUGUCUCAUCAACAAUCCUUUUAUCCCUUGGGUUUCUGAUGUAGCUGCAAGUCUUGGUCUUCCUUCAGCAAUGCUUUGGGUUCAAUCAUGUGCUUGUUUCUCGGCAUAUUAUCAUUAUUCUCGUCAUCUUGUGCCUUUCCCUACUGAGGAUAAUCCAGAGAUCGAUGUUCAGUUGCCUUGCGUGCCUCUUCUGAAAUAUGACGAAGUGCCUAGCUUCUUACAUCCUUCAACUCCUUAUCCUUUCUUGGGACGAGCAAUUCUAGGGCAGUUCGAGAAUAUUGACAAGCCUUUCUGCAUCUUGAUGGAGACAUUCCAAGAACUAGAGCAUGAGCUUAUCGAGUACAUGUCCAAGCUUUGCCCUAUCCUCCCUGUUGGUCCAUUAUUCAAGGACCCUAAAGCUCCAUCAGCAACUGUCAAGGGAGAUUUCUUAAAGGCCGAUGAUUGCAUCGAAUGGCUCAACUCCAAGCCACCCUCAUCAGUUGUUUAUGUUUCUUUUGGUAGCGUGGUGAGCUUAAAGCAAGACCAGCUUAACGAGAUUGCUUACGGGCUUUUGAACUCUUGUGUUUCAUUCUUGUGGGUUUUUAGACCACCUCCUAAAGAUUCAGUCUUUGAACCAGCUGAUAUCCCAGAUGAGUUCUUGGAAAAGGUAGGGGAGAAGGGAAAAUUAGUACAGUGGAGUCCACAAGACAGAGUUCUAGCUCACCCAUCAGUUGCAUGCUUUGUGACCCACUGUGGAUGGAACUCAUCAAUGGAAGCACUCUCCUCCGGCAUGCCAGUGGUGGCUUUCCCUCAAUGGGGUGACCAAGUCACUGAUGCAAAGUACUUGGUCGAUGUCUUCAAGGUUGGUGUGAGACUGAGCCGUGGAGAAGCCGAUAAAAAAUUGAUUACACGAGACGAGGUGGAGAAAUGCUUGCUUGAGGCAACCGUAGGACCCAAGGCGGCAGAGCUGAAACAGAAUGCAUUGAAAUGGAAAGCAGCAGCGGAGGCUGCGGUGGCUGAUGGUGGCUCCUCCGACAGGAACAUAAAAGCUUUUGUUGAGGAAAUGAUGAGAAAAAGCAUUGAGAUCACUAGCAAGUCGAGCAGCCUAAAUGGAAAUGUAGAAGAGUUAAGAGUUUGACCAUCUGUAGCAUACUAGAAUUAUUCAGUGCACCAGACUUAUGCGCUCUCUUCGAAAAUAUAAGUGUUAUUUGACUUAAUUAAAAAAAAAAAAAGAACUUUUUAUAAAUAAAUGUAUACAUAUAAUUUCUCUGGUUUA